AUGAUGGAAUCCUCUUCCUCUACCUCAUUUCCGCCGACGCUUGUUUCAUCACCAACGAACAUAUGGACAAUACACGAUGUCAUUCUCGACUCGCCAGUAUGGAAAUCCAACAUCAUUCAUCUUGAAGAACAAAUCGACCAAUUUGAAAAAUGGGUGGAUGGUUUUACCAAAGCCCUGAAACAAUUCAUUGACGCCGUCAUCAAAUACAACGCACAGACAAGCAACCUCUGCAAACGUAUUCUGCCACAAAAUCUGGAUGGGUCGUUGAUUGACCCACAGGUAGCAGGCAUGAUCAUUAAUACUUUUGCAAGCAUUCUGCAAUGCCACCUUGCUUUCAAGACCAAGAUGGUAUCGGAUCUGGAAGAUAAUUUGCUACAUCCAUUACAACAGUUUAUGAAGCAUGAAUUGAAGGAUUUUAAGGAAAUCCGCAAGACAUACGAACGCAUGUCGGAUAAAUACGAAGCCCAGAUGCAGCGUUAUGGCGCCUUGAGCAAGACCAAGGAAGCGAGUGCACUCAGAGAGGAUGCGUUUCAAGCUUAUGAUGUACGCAAGUCGUUCCUUAAAAUGUCCAAGGAUUACUUUCUUCGGAUCAUUGCCUUCAAAGCCAAUCUUGAACAUGUGCUGGUGGAAUGUUUUUCAUGCGCGAUGGCUGCUCAAGUCGAAGAGAUUGAUCAAGCAACACAAUCAUGUACACAAUCACGAUCGAUGCUGCCUGGAUGGCAACAAUGGUUGGAUGAGAGUAAAGCGACAAGCGAGUAUCAGCUGGAGAAAAUCAGCAAAGCAACACAGCUAUUGGAACACAUGAUGAUACGGCGUGUUCGACCACAACGAUCAUUACGCAAUUAUUCAACACCCAGCAAUGGUGAUUUAACGGAUGCUGCACCACCACCACCACCACCCAUGGAUAAUACAACAGAAACAAAUCCCAUCACCAGCAGCAGUAGUCCCAGCCCACGACCCCAAUUAUCCAGUAGCCCCUUGCGUCGAACAAGCUCUAUUGUUGGUAAUGGUGGGGCAUGGCUUGAUGAAUGCAAGGAAGGAUACUUGUACACACGCAUCAUCAUUGGAAAACCAGCACGUUAUUCUUGGGUGCGACGAUGGUUUUUUGUACGUGAUGGAUAUUUUGGUUCAUGCACUGUAUCAACAAUCAACCGAGUCAAAGGAUGUAUUGCCAUCAAUGACAAGAUAAAGUUGGCGGAUUGUGAUUGUCAUGUUAUCCCCGACAUGGACCGUCGCUUUUGUUUUGAAGUGGGAAAUGGUGAUAGUACAAUCAUGGUACAAGCGGAGACGGAAGAUGAAAUGCAACAAUGGAUGCGUGCUAUUGAAGACCACAAGGCAUCGACACCACCACCACCACAAGUAGAAGAUGAGAGUCCAGGACCUUUGCUUAUAUCUCGAUCCAUGCUUGAUAUUCGAUUAGAAGAUUGUUCAACACGUACGACAAUCAUGUCCAAUUCACCCUUGUUAUCGGCACUUUCGUCAUCCUCACAACGAGAACCCGUUUCUAUACCGACAUCCACCACCACUGCCAAGCUUGUAUCACUCAUGUUAGCAAAUGCACCUUCAUUACCACCUUCAUCUUCACUACCACCAGCACCCGCCUCAUCAUCGUCAUCCUCUUUACCACACGCCGAAUCCAACAAUCCACAACAACAACAACCAUCACCUGAAAUACCAGCACGCUCCUCUUCCAAUACACCUAUUACAACAACUAAUGCCAACACUAACAACAAUGAACUCGGCUCACCCGCUUCAACAUCAUCAUGGGGUAUGCCAUGGAUCAAAUCGGGUCUAAGUGCAUUAUCCAGUACCAGUAGUGGUACCGAUGUCUAUUUCAAUGGGGGCGAUACAUUCACAAAUGAUCCUGGUAUGCUUGUUGUUUGGCCAUCGCAUGUUGAAAUGGAGGCCCCUGUGGUGCGAUUGAAUGGGUAUACAGGCGAGUUGGCAUCAAGACAACGGGAAUUACGAAGAAUCUUUCAAAGUGUACCUACUGAUGAAACGGUGAUUGAAGCCUUCUCGGCAUCCUUGUACCGACAACCCACAGCAAACGCUAAUACCACGAACGAGGACGAUCAUGGCAUUUAUGACAGCGAAUAUGGUUACAGUGGCCGAGGAUACGUGACACAAAACAGAUUAUGGUUUUACAGCUGCACGUUGAUGACAUGCGUUAAUACUAUUGUGAUUCCUUUGGAAAAUAUCAAAGCCAUCCGAUUGGAACGUGCAUUAUCAAGUUCAUCUCAUGGCAUGUUGAUGUAUGUGGAAACAAAGUCGCAACCACCAAAGACUUUUUGUUUUGGUCUUUGGUUAGAGCAUGCCGAAAUUGUGGGUGAAAGACUACGGAUCGCUGUGGAGAAUUCAAAGUCAUCAGAGGGAGAGAGCACACAAGAGCUGUUUGAUGUGCUACGUAGCAUUGUAUCCGGUAGGAACAAAGGUAGACGCCCUAUCAGCCAUGUGACACCUGCCAGUGCUAUUCAUGCCGCUGUUACGCCACUCACGGUUCAAGCCUAUCCACAUUCACCAAGUCAACAACGUCGACCUUAUCGAUCUUCUUCAGGUCCCGCAUCGCCUUGUGCUGAACAACAAAAACCUAUAGGUGAUGAUGAACAAGAUACAACAACAGCAACAGCAACACGAGAAACGGCAUCAUCAUCAUCAACAAACCGCUUAUCUGCAGCUGCGGAUGCAUUGACAGCAGCCAUGGAAGCAGCUUCAACACCACCCUCUACAGCAUCUUCACCAGGUCCUGGUGGUGGUGGUCAUAAGCAAUCCAUCAACAAACAUGCCGCCGAUAAUAAUAAACCGCUUCCAGAAGGACCCGUCACAUGUGAAUGCACCGAUCAUUUGGACAAGCUGAUUGCAAAGAUUACCCUCCCUACAAGUGCCAAGUCAUUGUACCAAUACAUGUUUUCAGAAAAGCAAAGUGGACAAGCAGCCGGCAAACAUGGAUUAUGGUUCAAAUUGAAUGCCGCCAAACAAAAUAGCGAUCCUACCAUCUCGGCAUGGACAUCAAAUAGCGAUCAUGUCAUGGAGCGAACAUUAACCUAUGUGAUGCCCUUGAAUAAUCCAAUGGUGAAAUCAAGAGAUACAGAAGUGAUUGAAUCUCAACGUGUUCUUUCCGAGGAUGACUCACGAUCGUAUACAAUCCUCAGUAUCACCAAGACACCGAGUUUACCUUAUGCGGAUGCAUUUGAGCCGUGCAUAAAAUAUUGCAUCACCCACGUGUCACCCCACAGUUGCCAAUUAACAUGUCAUAUCGGCAUUAAGUGGCUGAAGAGCAUCAUGGUCAAAGGGAUGGUGAGCCGAGCAGCCAUGAAAGGCAUGAAUGAUACUAUUGACGCCUUGAUUCCCAUUCUUCAAUCGGACGUACGACUGAUUGGUUCUGGCAAAUUGGCAACCAAGGAAAAGCUUCAUGAAGGCAUCUCCACCACCACGCCUGUUGCAACAACAUCAGCAGCAACGAGAUUGCCAAAGGAACGAGAUCAAACACCGUGGUCUGUUUCGCCCAUUCAUUCUAUCAUUGCUAUUGUGAUCUUUUUGGUGUUUGGGUAUCUUUUUUCAUGGCGUUCGCCAAGACAUGAUCAAGGGUUACAAAAUGAUACGAUGGUGAGUGAACAUCACCACCACCAACAACAACAGCAACCACCCCAUAUUGUAUGGCGAGCCGUCUUUUUACGGGAUUUGGAAGAGGGUCUAGCGCAAGGCAACAUCACCCUUGAGCAUGUUAAUCCAAGGUUGUACAAGUCAUUCCAAGCUGAGCGAGGUGGCAAUUCGGUGGGGUGGAAACACACGUGGUUUAGCGCGCGACAUCAACUGAUGGGUGCAGAACUCAAGUAUACCCGUGAACGCCUGGGUACCUUACGCUAUGAAGUUUUAACAGCGUUUCAAUUACUCAAUGCUAUGGAUCGUCGAAUACUUGAAAAUGAAUACUGGAACUGGUUAAUCGAUGAACAAUUACGAUGUCGAAACAACAACAACAGCCAUGGAGGAGCAGGACCUCGUUGUAAUGAGAUAUUAGCUGAACGAAUUGAUCAAAAGAGAAUAGAAUAA
This is a messenger RNA of Lichtheimia ornata, 4047 nucleotides long. RefSeq lists its product as uncharacterized. Gene Ontology annotation, cellular component: plasma membrane; endoplasmic reticulum membrane; cytoplasm. The transcript has 15 exons. Gene Ontology annotation, biological process: intracellular sterol transport. Gene Ontology annotation, molecular function: sterol binding; sterol transfer activity; protein binding. Bases 1 to 4047 code for a protein of 1348 amino acids. Lineage: Eukaryota; Fungi; Mucoromycota; Mucoromycetes; Mucorales; Lichtheimiaceae. The record is from RefSeq and is a predicted model, not a curated record.